Molecule: messenger RNA, 1784 nt
Organism: Poecile atricapillus (Black-capped chickadee)
Lineage: Eukaryota; Metazoa; Chordata; Aves; Passeriformes; Paridae
Gene: NR1I3
Product: nuclear receptor subfamily 1 group I member 3
Exons: 11
Coding region: 98-1657 (519 amino acids)
Biological process (GO): positive regulation of transcription by RNA polymerase II; negative regulation of transcription by RNA polymerase II; cell differentiation
Molecular function (GO): nuclear receptor activity; zinc ion binding; RNA polymerase II cis-regulatory region sequence-specific DNA binding
Source: RefSeq, a predicted model, not a curated record
UGUCCCCUCCUGUCCCCGCCUCUGUCCCCGCCUGUCGCAGCCUCGCUCAAGUUCAAGGUUCAAACUCCACCGGGCCCUUCCUGGGGACACGCGGGGAAUGGAUGCGACACACGGAGGGGGACACGAGGGGACACCCGGGGACCGACAGGGACACUCGGGGACACUCGGGGACUCUCGGGGACCCGGUGUCCCCUCAGCGUGUGGGGACAAUCCCCCGUCACCGACUGCACCGGGGGACACCGGCUCAGGCGUGUCCCCAGGCGUGUCCCCAGGCGUGUCCCUGGAGAGCCCCCCGGGCACAGAGCGCGGGCCCCGGGACCCCGCUGGGGACACGGAGCCCGACGGGGACAAAGUGUGCGCCGUGUGUGGGGACAAGGCCAGCGGGUACCACUUCCACGUGAUGAGCUGCGAGGGCUGCAAGGGCUUCUUCAGGCGCUCCGUCAUCAAAGGUGUCACCUUCACGUGUCCCCUGUCGCGACGCUGCCCUGUCACCAAGGCCAAGCGGCGACAGUGCCAGGCCUGCCGCCUGCAGAAGUGCCUGGCCGUGGGCAUGAGGAGGGACAUGAUCAUGUCGGAGGAGGCGCUGCGGCGGCGGCGGGAGCUGCGGGGACAGCGGGGACAGCCCGGGGGACAGCCCGGGGGACAAUCCGGGGGACAGCCCGGGGGACAGCCCGGGGGACAGCCCGGGGGACAGCCCGGGGGACAGCAGGGACUGACGGCCGAGCAGCAGGAGCUGAUCGCGCUCCUCAUCGCCGCCCACCAGCGAACCUUCGACUCCAGCUUCUCCCAGUUCGUGCACUGCUGGCCCUCGUGUUCCCAGCCCAGCGUGCGCCUGUUGGUGCCCAGCGCUCCGGACCCAGCUGUCACCACGGGGCUGUCACCGGGUCCGGCUGUCACCGCAGGGCUGUCACCGUGCGAGGCACCAUGCCCGGCUGUCACCGUGGGACUGUCACCGUGCCCGGCUGUCACCGUGGGACUGUCACCGUGUGAGGCACCGGGUCCGGCUGUCACCGUGGGACUGUCACCGUGCCCGGCUGUCACCGUGGGGCUGUCACCGUGCCAGGCGCCGGACGUGGUGUCGAUGCUGCCACAGUUCGCCGACCUCAGCACCUUCAUGAUCCAGCAGGUGAUCAAAUUCGCCAAGGAGAUCCCGGUGUUCAGGAGUUUGUCCCUGGACACCCAGAUCUCGCUGUUGAAAGGGGCCACGCUGGGGAUCUGCCAGAUCCGCUUCAACACCGUCUUCAACACCGACACCAAGGCCUGGGAGUGCGGCCAGCGCUGCUACACCAUCCGCGACGGGGCCAUGGCCGGGUUCCAGCAGAUUUACCUGGAGCCGCUGCUCAAGUUCCACGAGAGCCUGCGGCGGCUGCGGCUGCACCAGGCAGAGUACGCGCUGCUGCAGGCACUGCUGCUCUUCUCACCUGACCACGGCGUCGCCCAGCGCGAGGUCAUCGACGCCUUCCAGGAGCAGCUGGCCCUGACCCUGCAGAGCUACAUCGAGCACCAGCACCCCCCCGAGGAGGGCAGGCUGCUGUACGCCAAGCUGCUGCUGCUGCUGACGGAGCUGCAGACGCUGAUGGUGGAGAACACCCGGCAGAUCCUGCACAUCCAGGAGCUGUCGGCCAUGACGCCGCUGCUCUCCGAGAUCAUCAGCUGAGCUCAGACACCUCCCUGAUGUCACCAAAUGUCACCCGAUGUCACCAAAUGUCACCCGAUGUCACCAAAUGUCACCCGAUGUCACAUCCAGGCCCCCCACCGGGCACAGAGUAAAGCUCCUUUAUUUA